Molecule: messenger RNA, 650 nt
Organism: Pichia membranifaciens NRRL Y-2026
Lineage: Eukaryota; Fungi; Ascomycota; Pichiomycetes; Pichiales; Pichiaceae
Exons: 1
Coding region: 230-418 (62 amino acids)
Source: RefSeq, a predicted model, not a curated record
ACAAAGUCCAGCUUCAACUUCAUCCGAGCCGGUUAGCUCUUCUCAAAGGAUUACGUCAGCGGAAGCCGAAGAGUCCGUGAAGUUUGAUGAGUUGUUCCCGACAGCGACAAAGAUGGAUAGAACUGGAAAGAAUGCACCACAACGAGUUGAUGGAAACGGAAAACCAGGCUUUUGUUUUUUAAGAGGUCUUCCUUUCCCAACGCAGAAAUUUAGAUAAUUGAAUACACACAUGGCUAGAGGAAAUCAGAGAGAUCUGGCAAGACAAAAGAACUUAAAAAAGCAGCAGGAGCUGGCCAAGAGCACGAAGAAAGGAGAUUACCAAAAGAGGAAGGAAAACGAUGCCGACAUUCUUAGGGAAAAACAAAGACUGGCCGACGAAAGAAAGGCGGCCGAAGCUGCCGCAAAUUUGAAGAAGUAGUGCCGGUAGCAGCCGGAUUUCGACUGUGUACAAAGUGUGUAGAAUAUUAUAUAGCUAUCUUGCGUUGUUCUACGAAAUGCCGUUGAGUGUGUAGAUCUGCUAUUCAAUGAAAUUAUGAGACAUUUACUUCCGAUUUUUUCUGACAUUUAUUGUUGAAGAAAAGAAUAUAAAAACUAGAGUAUGAGGAGAAAAGAGAAACACAAAGACCCUAUCUAUUUAUCUAUACAAGAUG